CUCAAGCCGGCUAGUUCUGAAUUGUGGUCUAGUUCCUUCAUUUUUCCAAGUUGUAGUCUUUUCAUUUUUGACUCCAGCCUCUAUUCUGAUUCUGAGAAAAGAUACAGAUGUCUUCAUCAUCUCUUUUACAGUAAUACGUGAUAUGACUGACCCAGAUGUUCUCACGGAAGUCCCAACUGCUCUGAAGCGUCUUGCCAAGUAUGUGGUACGUGGCUUCUAUGGUACUGAACAUGCUUUAGCUCUGGACAUACUAAUUCGAAACCCAUGUGUAAAAGAGGAGGACAUGUUGGAGUUACUCAAGUUUGAUCGGAAGCAGUUGCGGGCUAUUCUCAACACUCUCAAAGGUGAUAAGUUCAUCAAAUGCAGGAUGCGAGUGGAAACAGCCCCAGAUGGCAAGACCACCCGGCAUAACUUUUAUUUCAUCAAUUACCGCUUACUGGUCAAUGUCGUAAAGUAUAAGCUAGACCACAUGAGGAGGAGAAUUGAGACUGAUGAGAGAGAUUCUACCAACCGAGCCUCCUUCAGAUGUCCUAUUUGCUUCAGCACUUUCACAGAUUUAGAAGCAAAUCAGUUGUUUGAUAUUAAAAAAGGAAUUUUCCGUUGCACCUUUUGUGAGACUGAAGUGGAAGAAGAUGAGUCAGCAAUGCCCAAAAAGGAUGCGCGGACACUUGUGGCACGAUUUAAUGAACAGAUAGAGCCCAUCUAUGAGUUGCUGCGCAAGACAGAGGAUGUUAACCUGGCCUAUGAACUGCUUGAACCUGAGCCCAUGGAAAUCCUUGCUUUGAAGCAGAGCAAGGAGCGGACUACUGGGGCAAUGGGAAGCAGCCUACCAAGUGGACAGCACAGGGAAGCCUGGUCAGCAAAGGGACCUUCUUAUGAAGAUUUGUACACCCAGAAUGUAAUAAUCAGUAUGGAGGACCAGGAGGAUGUGCAUCAGCCAACCAGUGAAGGGAAGCCACCCAGAGAGAGGCCAGUCUGGCUGCGGGAGAGCACAGUGCAAGGUGCUUAUGAUCCUGAUGAGAUUAAAGAAGGUGGUCAAGACAUGGAUAUGUUACAGGAAGGGGAAGAGGGUCAGGCUGCCCUAGACAGUAAUGAGGAAGUGAUGCGUGCUCUGCUCAUCCAUGAGAAAAAGGUCUCUUCUGCCUCAGUGGGGGCCAAGGGAGGAAUGGCUCCAUUGUCUAACCCCAAUGCCAGUGAUUCUGAAAGUGAAACAAGUGAAUCAGAUGAAGACUCCCCUCCCCAUGCAUCUGCUGCUACAGCAACGCUCAGCAGGCUAACAGAAGACGAUGACGAGGACGAUGAGUUUGAGGUGGUGACAGAGGACCCCACUGUCAUGGUGGCAGGACGUCCAUUUUCUUACAGUCAAGUAAACCAGCGGCCUGAGUUGGUGGCUCAAAUGACUCUAGAGGAGAAGGAACAGUAUAUAGCAAUGGGGCAACGUAUGUUUGAGGACAUGUUUGAUUAGCUUCCCUCUGCCUGGGCAGAAGAAGGUCUUCACCUGGAAAUUUUGCAACACAGCAAAAGUCUGAAUUGCAGGUUCUCCCCUUUUCAUUUAAGUCAGACAAUCUGUAGAGUCAAACAAACAUAAAGCAGUGAUUUCUUUAUUUCAGAGAAUCCAGGCAAACUAUCAAAGAUUAGUAAAGAGGGAGCCAGCUUUUCCUAAACCUGUAUCUGAUAUGCAGAUUUCCACAUCCUCUCCAUUAUAUUAUAAUUAGUUUUUGUUUGAUCUAGGAAAUCUGUUUUGUUCUUCUGGUAGCUUAUUUUUUUUGUUUUAGAAGUGAGUUGUUAAGGUGUGUUAGCUUUUGAGAGCAGCUGAUAGCGGCAUCUUUGAGAUUAUAUCAAGAGAUUGCUGCUUUGGAAUUGCAUAUGACCCAGUUGUAAGUACUUAGCUGUUUUGCAAAUAAGAUAUGUAUAAUACUCACCUCUUGAUACAACACUUACAUAUGAUCUCCCCCAUCCCCAGCCUUGUUCCCUUGUCUAGGCAAUCUGUAUCCAUAGCCACAGGAGAACGUUUGUGAUAUCAUGUUAACCAGUGGGCAUUUGACAGUCAUAAUAUUUUAAAAUAAUUGCUUUGAGAGGAAAAUACACAAGGAACAAAGCCGUUUCUUUGUUGGACCCCUGUUAAAAAAGUCUUGGUAAUCUUGUCCUAUUUUAAGACUGCUUUUGUAGCCCUAAAAUGCCAUUUCUUUGCUAAUAUGAACCAAUUCCUAGAUUUUUUCGUGUAAUCCCUUGUAAUACUAUAAUUUUCAAAUGAGGGAAUUUGACUUUGUAAUGUGACUUGGGUUCUCUUUUCCAGAGACUGUCAUAUAUGUCCUGUUGGUUAAUAAGCAGCAUUUGAGUAUUGACACUAAAUUAGUUCCAAUAAAGACAGGAUCAAAUUUAUCAGGCCCCUUCUACACAACUGUAUAAAAUCCAGAUUAUCUGUUUUGAACUGGAUUAUCUGUCAGUGUAGACUCAGAUAAUCCAAUUCAAAGCAGAUAAUGUGGAUUAUCUGCCUUGAUAGUCUGGAUUAUAUGGCAGUGUAGAAGGACUAAAAAGAAAAUGGAUUCCCAAAAUCUUUUGUCUUUAUGUAGAAGGACCCCAGACACAUUUUUUUCCAAGCUGUAUUAUCCAUGCUCAGUGCAUAAACCACUGUGUCUUCUUGACACAUUUACUAUGAAAGAACUGGAAAUGCAGCAUGGCAGUCAUGUUAUUCAUAGACUCAGUCCUAUAAAGUGCAUUUCCCAUGAUUUAAGACUCUCAUCCAAGUCAGUGAAGAGUUUGGGGAUAUUUUUAAAAAGCAGAUUAUGCAGAAUUUGGGUGGAUGCCAGUAUUUUGCAUGGCACGGCCUAUUUUGAUAUUCCCAGCAGUGCCUUUACAAGAGAAUUCACGGUGUUUCUUUUUAUGUUUUUUAAAUAACCUUUUAAAAGAUCAUUGUGUUUUUUGGUAUUUAGCUUUACAGUAGAGCAAAAUGUAAAAAGAUUGGAUAUUUCAAAGAUACAGCAUUUGUUGCACAUUCCAGUUUACUUUACUGGAAUGGUACAAGUUAUCAAGAUUCUAAAUUGUAAACUUAUUGUAUAUUAACCAUGUACGUUUUGCCAUGUCUGUGUAAUGUUCUCUGAUGAAUUUGUUUUCAGACAUUCUAUCAGAUUAAGUCUAGAUUUAUCUCUUCCAUUUUAAAAUAAAAAGGAAUUGAUAACCUAA
Messenger RNA from Anolis sagrei ordinatus, 3183 nucleotides. RefSeq names its product general transcription factor IIE subunit 1 (gene GTF2E1). Lineage: Eukaryota; Metazoa; Chordata; Lepidosauria; Squamata; Anolidae. The record is from RefSeq and is a predicted model, not a curated record. Gene Ontology annotation, biological process: transcription initiation at RNA polymerase II promoter; transcription open complex formation at RNA polymerase II promoter. Gene Ontology annotation, cellular component: transcription factor TFIIE complex.